AACAUGGAUCCUGAGAUCAUCGAUCAUGCAUUGCGGAAAGAAAUCGUUAGACAUCAUGUGUACAAAGGACAAAAGCGGUAUCUCAUUCGCUACUCAAGAGAGGGUCAUCACUGCGCAGUUCAUGACCUUGUUACCAGCGACGAUGUUGCCUCUGAACUAGUCGAUGCCUACGUUGAAGCUGCGGAUACGGACCUAUCAAUCGAGCAAAAUCGCGGUGGACAGCGUAUACGUAUCAACCGCAUUGAUAAAGUCUUUGACAUGGUCUACUGCCGAGACUCCAAUGAUAAUUAUGAACAAGGCUCUCCGAGUGGAUUUUACGAUUGCUUUGUCUUGCUUCAAUGGCAAGAUGAGUAUCAAAACAUACGCGAAACCUGGGAGUUUAUUCAGACGCUUGUAGAUCUUAUGGAGUCAGAUCACAUAAUGAGCUUACUCGGGGUUUGGAGCAUAAUUGCUGAGAAACGGCGAGAGAACCUGUUAGCCCAUUGCAUUGACAGAGUCGAAGACGUCUUAGGGGGACAGGGAUGGCAAACUCUGUAA
Messenger RNA from Periconia digitata, 537 nucleotides. The record is from the annotation of a GenBank genome assembly. Lineage: Eukaryota; Fungi; Ascomycota; Dothideomycetes; Pleosporales; Periconiaceae.